Molecule: messenger RNA, 2266 nt
Organism: Trichogramma pretiosum
Lineage: Eukaryota; Metazoa; Arthropoda; Insecta; Hymenoptera; Trichogrammatidae
Gene: Kap-alpha1
Product: importin subunit alpha-7
Exons: 8
Coding region: 503-2104 (533 amino acids)
Biological process (GO): NLS-bearing protein import into nucleus
Cellular component (GO): nucleoplasm; cytoplasm; nucleus
Molecular function (GO): protein binding; nuclear import signal receptor activity
Source: RefSeq, a predicted model, not a curated record
GAUGUUGUGCGCAAUGCGUAACACAUACACUCUUACACACGCGCACUGACACACAAGUGCAAGGCGGACUUUGACGGCCGCAGUGAGUUGGGACUUGGGAUUUGUGAAAGGUACACAGUACACACUCGCAUAGCUGUUACGAAAACAAGCGCUGGUGCUAGCACGCGGCGGUCCAUAACUAACUAUAAAGUGCAAUCGAAAGUGCCAUCGUAGGACGGUCCACGAGGUGCAGUGACGGUGGUAGUGGUUAUCUACGAAUUUUUGUAUUCAACAAGAGUCAGUUCUUCGCAGCGGCUGAAAAUAACCAAAAAAGGGGCGCAGUAGCAAAAUCGUGCGCGGAGCACGGCACAGCAACGUGAUCGUAAAAAAGAGUUGUACGGCAGAGAGCGCGCGCCCUUAUCAAGCAUUCACAUGCUCACGUGAAUUCGAUACUUUUUUACAAGUUCGAAUAAAUAUUAUUUAGUUUUCAUCAUUCCGUUCGAUCAAAGAUUUCUUAGCUAACAUGUCGACUGGACCAGCACAUAAACAUCGUUACAAAAACGUCGGACUAGAUUCUCAAGAACUUCGAAGGCGUAGAGAGGAAGAAGGUGUACAAUUGAGAAAACAAAAACGUGAACAACAGCUAUCUAAGCGGCGCAAUGUUCCCAACGUGCUUGCAGAAGAUGAUGGCUUACCUGUCAAUGAGGAAUAUGCGAUACCUUCAGCAAUUAUACUAUCGCUCAGUAUAACACCUGACAUGGUUGAAGCGCUGUACAGUCCAAAUGUAGAAGAACAACUUGCUGCAACUCAAAAAUUCAGAAAACUAUUAUCCAGAGAACCAAAUCCUCCUAUAAAUGAAGUCAUAGAAACAGGCAUUGUACCCAGAUUUGUUCAAUUUCUUCAGUAUGAAGACAAUCAUUUACUACAAUUUGAGGCAGCUUGGGCAUUGACAAAUAUUGCCAGUGGAACGUCAAAUCAAACUCGCAUAGUUAUUGAUGCUGGAGCUGUACCUAUGUUCAUACAACUUUUAUCUUCACCUCAUGAAGAUGUUCAAGAACAAGCUGUUUGGGCUUUGGGUAAUAUUGCUGGUGACAGUCCAGAAUGCAGAGAUCAUGUUUUAUCUGCUGGUAUUUUGCCUCCUCUAUUAAACUUAUUAUCAAAAAUGCCUCGAUUAACUAUGACGCGAAAUGCAGUUUGGGCACUAUCUAAUUUGUGUAGAGGAAAAAAUCCUGCACCAGAUUUUCAAAAAAUUUCACCUAGUUUGCCUGUUCUUGCUUACCUUCUUAAUCGUAAUGAUUCAGAUGUAUUGGCAGAUGCUUGUUGGGCUUUAUCUUAUAUCAGUGAUGGUCCAAAUGAAAAAAUUCAAGCUGUUAUAGAUUCUGGAGUGUGUCGCAAACUUGUAGAACUUUUACUGCAUGAAGAACAUAACGUUAUAAGUGCAGCAUUGCGAGCUGUAGGUAACAUUGUUACUGGAGAUGAUAUACAAACACAAAUAAUUUUGAACGCUGAUGCUUUGCCUCGUUUAUUAAUUCUACUCGGAAAAUCACGUGAAAGUAUCCGAAAAGAAGCUUGCUGGACAAUUUCAAAUAUAACAGCAGGAAAUCCCAAUCAAAUUCAGGCUGUUAUUGAUGCUGGAAUUUUCCCAGUGCUAAUUGACAUUUUGGGUAAAGCUGAAUUUAAAACUCGCAAGGAAGCAGCUUGGGCUAUCACAAAUGCUACCAGCGGAGGAACUUCUGAACAAGUUGCAUAUUUAGUGCAGGAAAAUUGUAUUCCACCACUGUGUGAUUUAUUGACUGUAAUGGAUCCUAAGAUCAUUACAGUAGCUUUGAAUGGUUUAGAAAAUAUCUUGAGAACAGGAGAAGCAGACGCGCAGCAAGUUGAGGGUCGUAUAAAUCCUUACCCUGUCAUGAUAGAGGCGUGUUUUGGUCUGGAUAAAAUCGAAUUUUUGCAAUCUCAUCAAAAUUUAGAAAUUUAUAAAAAAGCAUUUGAAAUCAUUGACCACUAUUUCGGUGCCGAUGAAGAAGAUUCGAGAAUCGCUCCUUCAGUAGAUACUCAAGGUCAACAGUUCCAGUUUCAAGCAGCUGAUUCUACAUCACAACUACCAGUUCAAAGUUUUCAAUUUUAAUUAAUCAAUCAAAAUCAAAACGUAUGUUAGAAAUGCAUCAUUUUUUUAAUCGAAUGAGCUAUUGUCUAUUUUAGAGAAAAAUUUGAUCUCUAAAAUUCAAUGUAUUGUAACAGAUAAUGACCUUGGAAUUUCUUCCAAACAUUUGAACUUUCAUUAUAAUAA